Messenger RNA from Phoenix dactylifera (date palm), 1198 nucleotides. RefSeq lists its product as uncharacterized. Lineage: Eukaryota; Viridiplantae; Streptophyta; Magnoliopsida; Arecales; Arecaceae. The record is from RefSeq and is a predicted model, not a curated record.
UUCCUCUCAGCUUCCAAUAAAAAAAUGGACCUGUUUCCUUUCUCUCAGUCUUCCUGUUAUCAUAUAUGACUCUUCCAUGUAUGCUAAUAUUCUUUAGUAGUUUUUAUGCAUCCAAAACUGAAGGAAACCUACUUCUGAAUUUUUACCCGGCUCAGAAGGUGGAUUUGGGUUUUCCUGCUGCUCUUCAGAUGUACAAAUGAGAGAGGAGCAAAACGAAGAAAGAAAAGUUUAGUCUGAUUGUCUUCUCUUUUCUAUAUGUUUAUAUGAAUGUCACAAGUAUUUCUAUCGCUGUCUUAUAAGAAAUUUUUGUUUUUCCUGUAAUAAUUCAUGUUAUAAAGAGCUGAUUGCCAAUGGCUGUUUUUCAUUUCCUCAAACAUUCCCUACUGUUUAUUGCUCCUGCCCUUCGUCUUUGCUGUUUUCGCAGUUACAGUCUCUCUUCAGCUUUUCUUUCUUUGUUAAUUUUGAUUCUAUCAUUUCUUUCCCCUGCCUUCAUCUUUAAGAGAAAAAAGCUUUGUGAGGCCAGCUCAAUGGAGAUGCCAGUGGAAUCAAAGGAUGAUGUGAAGAUUCUGCUACAUGAUCAGGCUGCCAAGGAAGAGAAUGCAUCUGGAGAAGAGCAACCAUGUCGGCUAAAUGAUCCUGCUGAUGCUGGGCGUGUAGGCCGUCCAUUGGAACGCGAAGAUAUGGAGGUGGAAAUGGCUGUUGCUGGAGGCGAGGGGAAGAGCUUAGUUUUCUCCAUUAGUAAUGAUGAUAUGUUGCGUGGAGAUAUGGAUUGCAUUCCAUUCGCAUGUUCAUCUUGUUCGAUUUCUGACGACGAGUCAUUAUCUAGGGCUAUAUCUUGGUCUUCAAGAUGCUCAGAAAGUCUGAGCUCAGAGGAUGAGGAUCUUAUCGAGAUUGCCGUCCCUGAUGGCCAUUAUAUCGAGCGCAAGGAGUCCAAUGCACUGUGGCCAAGAUCGGCCGCAGAUUUCCUGCCAAACUUCUUGCCAGAAGCAGUGUUCAGGCAACAUGGGCUUAUGGAACUGUUAUCUGAGAUCAAUGAGGACGACAAUUUGAUCGAGAUUGACAUUGUCAUGGGCUCCAUUAAAUGCUCAAGCUUGGGAAUCAAUGCAUAAGCGGAUCUGGAUGGUUUCGGUGCUGUCAGAAGCCUUGAAGUCACUUAGAACCAUGUCUUCUUUCAGGGUUAAAGUUCUUGUUUGUCUUA